Messenger RNA from Brassica oleracea var. oleracea, 1997 nucleotides. RefSeq lists its product as uncharacterized. The record is from RefSeq and is a predicted model, not a curated record. Bases 30 to 1847 code for a protein of 605 amino acids. Lineage: Eukaryota; Viridiplantae; Streptophyta; Magnoliopsida; Brassicales; Brassicaceae. The transcript has a single exon.
GUAUCUUCGUUGAUUCGCCGAAGGAAGAAAUGUUAGGCCAAGACUUAUCCUUUUCUAAAACCCUAAACCCUAGGUUCUCCUUCUCCCCUUUCUCCCUCCGCAAAUCUCCACCCAACUCCUUCGCACGAAGGACCAUAUCCGUUUUACCAGUCACCGAGAGGAAUUUUACUUUCGGAGUCAAAAGCUCCGAGCUUUAUGGUGGCUUCCGGCGAGACGUCCGCGCAUUGGCGGGUCGGAGCAAGAAGAAACCCGGAGGCUCAUCCGGCGGGAGGAUAGAAGGAGACUCCGACACGAGGAAGCAGGCGAAGCGCAACGCCCGCGAGAAGUCCAAGAAGCUAGCGGAGUCUCUGUUCUACCGCCUCUACAACAACCCCGACAAGUCCCGAAGCAACAUCCUCAGCAGCCACCCGGACAAGUUCACUGAAGACGAGCUCGAGAUGAUCGGGCUCGGCUACGACAGGAUGGUCCGGUUCAUGGACAAGGACGACCCGAGGCUGCGCCACCCUCACGACUGGUUCAAGUACGGUGAGUUCGGGCCUUACUCGUGGCGCGGCGUCGUGGUCGGGGACCCCGUCCGCGGGACGAUCUCCGACGAGUGCGUGACCAUGUACGGGGAAGUGGCGAAUCACGAGGAGUUUGAGAAGGUUGAGCAGCACGAGAUGAACCUAGCGUUUCAGAAACGGGUCAAGGAGUUGGAUUCGGGUGUUGGGUUGAGGUACUUUUGGGUUUUCGUUAGGCAUCCCAAGUGGAGGCUGAGUGAGUUGCCGUGGGAGCAGUGGACGUUGGUGAGUGAGGUCGUUGUGGAGGCGGAUAAGAAGAAGAGGUUGGAUAAGUGGAACUUGAUGGGGAGGUUGGGGAACAAGUCGAGGUCUUUGAUAUGCCAGUGCGCGGCUUGGUUUAGGCCUGAUAUUGUCUAUGUGAAGAAGCCUGUGUUUCAGUGUAGGUUCGAGCCUCAGGAAGAUUUUUUUAACUCGAUUGUGCCUUAUUUGAACCCUGUGACGGAGGCUGGAUUUGUUUUUGAGGUGGAGGAUGAUGAUGGUGGGGUGGAGUUGAGUACUUACUAUGGAGGGUUGUGUAAGAUGUUGAAGGUGAGGCAGACGGCUUUUGUGGAUGAUGUGGUGAAGGCUUAUGAGAAGUGUAGCGAUGAGAAGAAGUCUAAGGUUUUGAGGUUUUUGCUUGGGAACCAUCCUAUUGAGUUGUUGCAUCCGUAUACGAAGGAGUGGAAAGCGAAGCUGGAGGAGAUGGAGCUUGGGUGUGAUGCUCCGGAUGAAGACGAGGAUGAGGUGAUUAAUAGUGGGAGCUCGGAGAAGGCUGAGUUUUCUGAAUGGGUUGAAGAUGAAGGUGGUGAUAGCGAGAUGGAGGAAGAAGAAGAAGAGGAUGAUGAUGAUGAUAAUAUGGUUGUUGAUGUGGAAGGGAACGUGGAAGAAGACAGUUUGGAAGGUGAAGUAGAUGAGGUUGAUCAGGAAGAGGAUGAGAGGUAUUGGGAAGAGCAAUUCAAGAAAGCGACAAGUAAUGCAGAGAGGAUGGAGAAGCUUGCGGAGAUGAGCAUGGUGGUGUCAGAUCAGUUUUAUGAGAAGCAGUUAAAGGCAAUGGCGGAAAGAGAAGAUGGAGAUGGAGAUCUUGGAGGAGAUGAGUUGGAGAUGAGAGGUAAGAAGGCGAAAGUGAAGCCAGAAGAAUGGAAGACAGUAGGAUAUGGAAGGUGGAUGAAGAAGAUAAAGAAGAGUAGAAUCCCACCUGAGCUCUUUCUUCGUGCAGCUGUUAGGCCCUUUGUUUACAGAAACCUUGUGAAAGAGAUUGUUCUGACAAGACACGCUAUUUUGGAAGGCGAGAUUGGCCAAAAUGAGUGAUAAUAACCAGUUCAGGUCUUGUCUGUUUUGAUUAUUACUGAUAGAAUGUUUUAUGUAUGGUAUUAGAGCAUUAAGAAGAGAUUAUCCAAGAACUUUCCAACCUUAUGUAUGUAAAAUGAGUUCGAAAUCGAAGCAUUUUUUUGUUCUCAA